Messenger RNA from Trichoderma asperellum CBS 433.97, 1581 nucleotides. RefSeq lists its product as uncharacterized. NCBI's taxonomy places the organism in Eukaryota, Fungi, Ascomycota, Sordariomycetes, Hypocreales, Hypocreaceae. The record is from RefSeq and is a predicted model, not a curated record.
GUUUGUCAAACCCUGUCACCUCAAGAUUAAAACACUCUCGUUUUAUCCUCACUUCUCAACCGUUCUCCUUUUUUGUCUCUCGUUUUUGACGUUUUACUCAACUCCCGCAAGGCCUUUCCGGUCUCCCGCUUUAUUCCGUAUCUCGGUGCCGUUCGUUCUUUCUACCUGCAAACGCAUAUUUGCACCUCAAUCUCUCAUUUCUUCCUCUCUCUCCUAUUCCAACUAUCCGCUCUCUCUCUGUCCCCCUUCUCUCCUUGGUCCUCCACCUGAGAGCUUCUUGAUUGACAGCGGAAGAAAACACCGAUCGUAUCUAAGAACUAAAUCGCACUCAACAUUACCCUGUGGCCUUGACUCGACUACCUUGUCGACGCCAAAGGCCCUCAAACGACCCCGGUCAGCAAGAGCCGAGAAAUUUGCUCUUUUUCGAUUUCUUUCUCUUCUCUCUUCACGUUCUUUAUCACUCUACAAAACACUCGCCAUGUAUGCAACAAGGGUUAUUCAGGUGCUGGUCGCGGUGGUGUCCAUCCUGUGUGUGGUACAGGCUACCUGGUGGGAUGUUCAAAAGGUUCACCACCGAGGCUUGAUUCGACGAGACGACAACCCCCUUUCUGGCCUCACCGGCGGCGACUCAUCGAGCUCUGCAGGCGCAGACGAUUCGAACUCCAGCAAAACAGCAGCUUCGAGCCCAUCUUCCACCCCUGCGCAUUCCCAGUCUGCAGCUGACGAGCCAUCAAGCUCCGCCUCCUCUCCAUCGUCUGCCCCAACCUCGGAUGCACCAUCUUCAAGUGCUAGCGGAGGAGAUAGCAGCUCUACUCCCGCGUCUACACCAGCUGGUUCUACCACUGCCAGCUCUAGCUCUGCGACUCCAGCAGCAGAUGCCUCUGGUUCUACUACCACCCCUCCCCCGUCCAAGACCACAUCUAGCAAAGGCAGCGAUGACGACAGCAGCACCGACAGCGGUAGCAGCAAGACUUCUGCUGGUGGCGAUAACAACAACGCAGCAGCAGCCACCACGACGCCACCCCCUGUUUCGACCAAGGUUGAGGUUAUCGUCAAGACCGCUAGCGAUGGAUCCAAGACAACCGAGACUACCACAACAAAGACCACCCAGACUGCGGGCCUCAACGCGGAUAACUCUAAAGCUUCUUCGGGCAUGUCGGUGCAGACUCGCAACACCAUCAUUGGCGUUGUUGUCGGUGUUGGUGGUGCCGUUAUCCUCGGCGCGCUCGGACUGGUUGCCUUCCGAGUCUGGGGCCGCAAGAAGCAUGCCGAAGAGGCUGACGGCCUCAUGGCUUACGACGUCGACAUCAGUGCCGCAGAGAAGUCUCCCCGGGGUAGCUCGUCGGGCAAUGGUCCGCGGAACCCAUUCCAGUCGACGCUGGAGAACUAUCACCAGCCAGUAAACGCGUCGGCCAACUUUUAACACAAUAAUUUUUUUUUCUUGCGGUGAGGCUGUUGUUCAUUUUGCAGCUGUUGCGGCACACGGGUAUGGUUCGCCCUAAGCAUGGGUUACGAUGUAUGUCGACAAGAUUUUGACUGGUGAUGCCGCAAAAAACUUUUUGAUGGAAACAGAGUGAAGGG